AUGUUGAAUCUAUCCGAGGAGGGGCUCCUCUUCCUUGUGAGGAACUACUAUGAUGUUUUCAUUGUUGUAGUGUUUUCUAUUGGGGUAACAUUUUUGGUCUCCAAAAUAGCUUGGAGAAGUUUGGACAUGACCACUACAAGUUACAGAGGUGGCGGCAUCCCGGGCCGGUUGGGGUUGCCCUUUGUUGGUGAAACCCUUUCUCUUCUUUCUGCAACUAGCAGUAUAAAAGGCUGCUACGAAUUUGUCCGGCUCCGACGAAAAUGGCACGGGAAGUGGUUCAAAACAAGGAUUUUUGGACAGAUCCAUGUGUUUGUUCCCAGCACAGAGGGCGCAAGAGCCAUUUUUUCUGAUGACUUUGCGAAAUUCAACAAAGGGUAUGUGAAAUCAAUGGCAGACUGUGUUGGAGAGAAGAGCUUGCUGUGUGUGCCGCAUGAGGACCAUAAGAGGAUUAGGCGCCUUCUUUCAGAACCUUUCUCCAUGAACUCUUUAUCAACAUUUGUUCAGAAGUUUGAUAAAGUGUUGUGCCGAGGGCUGAAGAAAUUAGAAGGCGGCGGGAAAAGCUUUGCGGUGCUUGACUUCACCAUGAAGAUUACAUUUGACGCCAUGUGCAACAUGCUAUUGAGUGUCACGGAUGACUCCUUGCUCCGAAAGAUCGACAAAGACUGCACUGCGGUCUCGGAUGCAAUGUUAACCUUUCCUUACAUGAUCCCAGGCACCAGAUAUUACAAAGCCAUCAAGGCACGUCGACGUCUAAUGGAAACCUUCAAAGACAUUAUUGGGAGAAGAAGAAGUGGAAAGGAGUCUGCAAGAGACUUCCUACAGUCUAUGUUAGAAAGAGAUUCAUGCCCUCCCAAUGAAAAGCUCCAAGACUCAGAGAUUAUGGACAACCUAUUGACAUUGAUAAUUGCAGGGCAGACCACCACUUCCGCUGCAAUGAUGUGGAGUGUUAAGUUUCUUGAUGAGAACAGAGAAGCACAGGAAAGACUGAGGGAGGAACAGUUGUCAAUAGCCAGAGCUAGGCCAGAUGGAGCUUCAGCUACCCUAGAAGAUUUUAAAAACAUGCCCUACUGUUUGAAGGUUGUCAAAGAGACAUUGAGGAUCUCAAAUGUCCUUCUGUGGUUUCCUCGUGUUGCACUCUCUGACUGCACUAUUGAAGGCUUUGAAAUAAAGAAAGGUUGGCAUGUGAACAUUGACGCGACUUGCAUACACAACGACCCAGAUUUAUAUGCAGAGCCAAUGCAAUUCAACCCAUCUAGAUUUGACGAAAUGCAAAAGCCAUAUAGCUUUAUCCCAUUUGGGUCAGGACCAAGGACAUGCUUAGGAAUGAACAUGGCCAAGCUGACAAUGCUGGUCUUUUUACACCGUCUCACUAGUGGAUACAGGUGGACAGUUGAUGAUCUGGAUACUAGCCUAGCGAAGAAUGCACACAUUCCGAGAUUAAGAAGUGGGUGUCCCAUUACCUUGAGGGCCUUAUAA
Molecule: messenger RNA, 1476 nt
Organism: Prunus armeniaca (apricot)
Lineage: Eukaryota; Viridiplantae; Streptophyta; Magnoliopsida; Rosales; Rosaceae
Source: the annotation of a GenBank genome assembly